AACUGCACAGCAUAGCACAGCUCUUUGGACUCGCACAACUUUUUUUUUCCUGCUCUAUCAUGGUUCCAGUGAGGUUCCCCAUUGACCAUCACCUGGCCACCGGGGUGCCCUGAUGAGCGUUAGAUAUAACUCCAAGUGGGAUGACAGAGGGGACAACUUUUUAUACGUUUAAAACAAGAGCGCUUCUUUUUUUUUUAUAGCGUCAUUAGUGCAGCGAUCAAGAUGAUGUCCGCGAUAGAGACGGGUGCCGCCGUUUACCAGCCGGCCCAGCUGCUGAACUGGAUGUGCAUGUCUCUGCAGGAAAGCCAGACCAAUGCCUUCGAUGCGUUCAGACCCGGGUCCGAGGGCUUUUUGGACCUCCACACCGCAAAACGCUGUGCAGCUGAGCUGAGCUCUCCGCUCCACUCCAACUAUCUGAACAGCUUUUUGCAGCUCAAGAGUGAGGCCUUGAACAACAGCCCCCAGCUCUACAAGAGCCCCUCCCCGUACGGGUCCCUGCACAACAUCGCCGAGGGUCCGAGCUCGCUGACGGACCCCUUCUCCGAGCUGUGCCUCUCGUCAUCGCCCACGCGCAGGCUCAACAAACGGCCGCCGCCCAACUACCUCUGCCACCUCUGCUUCAACAAGGGACACUACAUCAAAGACUGCCCUCAGGCUCGUCCCAAGGGAGAGGGGCUCACCCCGUACCAGGGGAAGAAGAGGUGUUUCGGGGAGUACAAGUGCCCCAAGUGCAAGAGGAAGUGGAUGAGCGGGAAUUCCUGGGCCAACAUGGGACAAGAAUGUAUCAAGUGCCACCUCAACGUGUACCCGCACAAGCAGCGACCUCUAGAGAAACCCGAUGGCCUGGACGUGUCUGACCAGAGCAAGGAGCACCCCCAACACCUUUGUGAGAAAUGCAAAGUGCUCGGCUACUACUGCCGGCGAGUACAAUAACCAUCACCAGGAAAACAGACCCCUCUGGGUUUUAAUUUGAGUGGGUUCUUUUUUAAAUGACCACACCCUGUAUUCAGUUCCAGGUCAAACCUGUUCUGGCUCAUGGUCGCUUCUUCUUUUUGUUAUUUCGGUUGGGCCCUGGUCAUUAUGUGAAGGACUCCAUGGUUGAAGUUAGGGAACUAAGAACAAUGUGACUUGACAAGCUGUGAAUUAAGAAAGGUUGGAUUAGCCGCUUUCUUUUCAUCAUGUUUAGACAUGUUUUGAAGAGGUUCCGCUUCUUUUUAUAUAUUUGGUUUUGAGUUACAUUUGUAUAUUUCAGAAGUAACAAAAAGUUGUCUACCAAGGUAUUUUCUGUAUAAAAUAUGAAACAAAUCUCUACUAAUGUUUUAAUAAGAUGUAUCUGUAUUGUCAGUGUUUUCGGAUGGUACAUAACAUUUUUUAAGGGUCAAUAAUGCUUUCUGUAUUACUGCUUUCAUGAAUAUGCUAUCAUACUAACCAUUAUUUUAAAUUGCAUAUGUAAUAAUUUUCCUGUUCAGCCAAAGAGUAAGAACAUAGAGGUAUAUUUUGUAUAUUAUCCACACUUAAGAUGAGUAGACAUUUUUCGUCUACUUUUAUUGGAUUGCGUGUCAAGGAAACAUAUUGUUCAAUGAUCAAUGAACCAGACUGUUUAUAACCUGUAAUUGUAUGAUACAUUAACUCCCUCAGUGCCUUUGACUAACCUAUAUGUGAGGGUUGGUAGUAUAUAUGCAUUAAACUAUAUUAAGAGGGAUGAAUUCCUCCUGCUGCGUGCACCUAAAUAUCCAAACCUGAGAUAAAGCUGAGAAACUCCAUAAGAACAACCACAACCAGAACACAUCGACAAAUACCUUCGAACUUGGGUCCAGUUGCAACUUUAUUGUGGCAGUAGAUGUGUUAUUACUUGAGAUGAACAAAAUCAUUCAAAAGAACAAACUAGAGCAGAUCUCCAAGAGAUCAGUCACGGUUGUAACAGGGAGCGCAAAAACUCCUCAGAAUGCCGCUCUGGCGCUCCAUCUCUCUGGCAAGAAAACCCAAACGGACUAUGGCCAGAGAUUGCCCUUUGAGGUGAGAUUUGAGAUGAACCUCCCAAUUUAAACAGGAAGAGGGGCUGGAAGCACACGACGUUACGGCCGUGUUCACCUUUCGCAGCUUUGGGAAUACAGCACAGACUAUGUAGAAAACUGCUGGGUUUCCGCCUCCGGUCGUUACGGUAAUUCUACUCAACAUAUUGUUUUUAAUCACAGUUAUUGUUUCAAACCAGAUGGAAACUAAAAACACACACAAGUUUGAAAUGGGAAUCAUUCAAUGCCGUUUACUGCAUAGCAUUCAGGAGCAACACUGUCACAUGUUACUCAAUGCAUGGAUCAUUGUAAACGUAAUAUUUUGUUCACAUUACCCAUGAUAUAAGUUCACAUUACCCAUGAUAUCUACCCAUGGAACACUUAUAACGAGUGUGAUGUACCAUAAAAAAGGGCCAAAGCCCUAUCCCUGCCAUACAAUGAAACAGAUAUAAACUCUAGUGCCUCACAGAUGAUAAUCCGUACCAUCUGUAAAGGACAGUGUUAAUAUGGCUCAAAUCACAUUGAAGAGUAUGGACAGAGUAGAGAGCAGAGUCUCUACUCUACUUCAGCUCUCCGCAGUCCGAGACUAAGAUCCGCUUGGAGGUCCGUCCGGACCUGGAACCAAAGGCCUCCACCCUCCUCACCACGUCCAGGCCUUCCUUCACACUCCCAAACACCACGUGCUUGCCAUCCAGCCUGCACACACAGACACCCCAACACAGAUCAGUAAAUUAACCAAAGUUCAGGCAAAGUUCAGCCAAUCACAAUGAGGACUCUGCUUGGCGACUGUCGGACUAGUAAAUAUGUGGUUUGUUAAUGCAGAACAGUGCAUAAACAUAUCACAGAGCAUCCACAUGACGCUCGAAGGUCAGUGUUGCACUGUAAUGGAUGACAAGUGACGGGCAUGCUGUGCGCAGAAAACUUUUUCCGAAGGUUUUAAUGUUGACAAUACCAUCAUGAAAAUGUUUAUGCCCGCGUUACUGAAUCAGUCCUCACAUUGUCCUCUGCCAGCUGGUAAGGGUCACUCAAUAAAAAAUGGAAAUAGAAAGAAGGGUAUUGUGGAAGUGUCCAGUACAAUUGCAGGCACAACCUUGAAUGACCUUCCUCAUUUGCUAAAGGAGAGAAGGCCAAGUCAAUCCAAGGAGUUCAUGUGGCUACCCUAGGCAGAUACAAUCUGCCUAGGGUAGGACCAGUAGACCUGAGUUAUGUGGUUACAGCAGGCUGUCAUUUUUUUUUUAAUAU
Molecule: messenger RNA, 3254 nt
Organism: Gadus chalcogrammus (walleye pollock)
Lineage: Eukaryota; Metazoa; Chordata; Actinopteri; Gadiformes; Gadidae
Product: zinc finger CCHC domain-containing protein 24-like
Exons: 4
Coding region: 223-933 (236 amino acids)
Molecular function (GO): zinc ion binding; nucleic acid binding
Source: RefSeq, a predicted model, not a curated record